CAAAUAUGGAUGCAAACUUUUGAUGGGCAGUUCAACCCAUGUCAAUUUACAGCUUGGAAUAGCCAGAUAAUUAGAAAAAGAAAUUGCUAGCUUAAGAAUACUUCUCGAUAAUUUGAGCCUCCGACGACCAGUUGAUGAUGAAGUGCCGUCAUAAAGGGUAUUACUUUAUUCUUGGCGUUUUAAACAUGGUCGCCAUGACUUUGUUGUCAUCAGCGUUGGGUACAAACAGAUGGACAGAGGGCAGCAUUGUAAGGCAUAUUGCAGUUAGUUCUCAAAACAGAACGCAAAACGAGGUUUUCCAGGCUGGUUCUAAAUAUUUUGGUCUGUUUCGUGGAUGCGAGCGAAAGAAAUACGGGCAUUAUUUUCAAGAGAGAACAAGAUGUUUCAAUGCUUUAGACGAGGCAAAAAGCAUUGCGAGAUCUGACUUGGUCUACGUCACUUUAGCAUCAUGCUGCCUAGCUGAAGUCAUUCUGGUUGUGUCGAUAUACUUGUCCUUUUACAACGAACUUGUUAGAUCCACGUCUACCAUGCUGCAAACAAGGAUGCCGCUCAUUGUGUUUUCAUUAAUAGUUCUCCUAGAUACGAUUGCAGUUGGCUCGUACCUAUUCCUCUACGUGCAUUAUUUGAGAAACAUACUUCUGAGCAAAGUCGACUUGGCGGAUGGCUUUUCGACGAAGGAUCGCAGCGAUCUUGGCUACUCUUUCUGGCUGAUGGUUGCCUCAUCGAGCAUCAGUCUCCUGAGCCUCUUUAUUCUCUUUGUGGACCUUCUCAAAAGAGGCAGAACAAAAAUGUCCUUCGGUUCGAAUAGAGACCAAAUGGCUGCAGUGGAUCUGAAGCCACGUGACGGUCCAGUAAUGAUGAUGUACUGAGUUUCGUCCAGAAAAUUGAUUCCCUAAAGUGCAUUGUACGUAAUAGAAUAAAGUAUUUAAAAGAAACUUAUGGUAUUUAGAUAAGAUUAUUUAGCAUGUGUGGCUUGUAUGUUUGAAACACUUUUUAAAGUGAAUGGGAUACAAGAGCCCCGAUGCAAGUUGGAAAGUGGAGGAGACAAAGGUAAAAUAAAGACUCACGACAAAGCAUUUGACAGAGGGGUGUGGGGGGUUCAAACAAGUUACCUUUUAGUGUAGUGGAAUAACGAUUUUCUCGGACAAAAAUAGUAUAAAGCUGAAAUUUGGCACAUAGGUUCCAUACUAUGCUGGGAAUAACCAGUAAAAAGCCCCAUCGAUUGGAAAUUAGAGAAUUCCUUAUUUGGGGAAAUCCCAUAAUCAGCAAGGGUUCAAAUUUUGAUGUCGCUAAAACCACAUAGUAUGUGCAUCUUUUAAAAGACAAUUUCAUAAGUUCUAGAAUAGAACGUGGCUACAAGAAUUCCUGCUCGCUUCGCUCGCAGAGGACCCCAUCUAUUUCCCUCGUUUUAUUGUUUAUAACAAUUUCCCCUCGUUUUAGUGUUUAUAUAGAAAAGUCAUUCACGUUUUUUAGACAUUCCUGAUAAUAUAGAAACUAAAAUGCUAAAGCGCUACAAUCUUUUUAAAACUGGAUUCUGAAAUGCUUGUCGGGGAUUUUGCUCCAAGGAGAAUGGACUUAGUUUGAAGCUUUUGAAUACUGUUUACUAUUUUGAGAUAUUUGAUUACAACUUUGGAAAAUCAGUUUUUCCAUAUAGUGCUUCCUCAUCUUGCACAAUUCACAAUAUAAAUGUUAGAGGAAUUGUGAAGGAAUGGACAGUUGUAGAAUGGGGUGAGCCACAAAAGAUGUUGUAUCAAGCGAAAUUGCCAGCAAAACUUUUCUUUCCGUUGCCUCUGCAAUCUUCCAGCCCUGACUACGUCACUGCUUCUUAUCGUCUGUACCUUAAAGCUAAAAAUAAAUUUUUAAAAAUGGGCGUUUCCAUAUUUUACCAGUGACCUGAAGGGUAUGACACCAAAAUUAGUAUCUAACACCCCCCAAUCAAUGCUUAAAUCCGCCCCUUUUAAUAAACUACAAAAUCGAUGCCACACAAUGUCUACCCCACCGCCAAUACGGAAAGUUAAACUAUAACACACAUUAAUAAAUUUUGUUAUAAAAAUUGGUUUUGCAAUAUUCAAAUUAAGUUAUGAGCCUUUGCACUUUAGAACUAACCAAGGACUGCAGGGACGAUAUUGUGCCGAAUGUGAGUCGAAGAAUUUGCCCUGCGGAGGAGAAUUUGUUUGAAAAAAUUUGGGAGGGCAACGGAACUAGAGAGGAUGAAAAGCGAGGGAAAGAAAAGUGCGAACGUGGGAACCAUUAUAAACAAAAUAUUGCCUUACAAUUCAUAGCUAUGAAGUGGAUGGGAGGAUAUUGUACUUGUUUAAUGGCUGUGCAUCAUUCGGACUAUAGUUUGUUUUAUACCGUGGAAUUCGCUCGCAUGUGAGGAAGAUCUUUGAUGAUGGAGUUGAUCGGGCCUUUUGUUUACUUUUGUAAUGUCGUUGCUGUAAUUCUGUUACAGAACAAAUUGUUAGUUUCCGGAGAUUUAUGAUAUAUUUUGUAGCAGUAAUUAUUUUGAUUCUUGUCAGAUGCCUUGACUAUUGUGGCUUUAGACGAAGAUGCAGGGCAGAGAUGUUGAUUCCUUUUUUACAAAUGAUCCUAUUCAUAUGUCAAAUAUUUUGAAAAUAUCUGUGAGAAAAGGAAAAGAUGGCUACGGAUUCGUGCUUUCCAACCAAGCACCGUGUGUUGUGAGCAGUAUUACGAAAGGAGGGCCUGCAGAUAUUGCUAAAUUGAGAAUUGGGGAUGAAAUCCUCGAAGUAAACAAUCAAAAUGUCUCCACCUCAUCUCAUCAGCAAGUUGUUAGACUCAUCCUAAGGCGAAACUACAAUUUACUGGCUCUGACAAUUCGUCGACUUUCAGAAACACACACAGCAUUAAAAAGUGCUGGAGACCUCCACAAUGAAAAAGAGGAUUUUCAUAAAAGUGUGCUUGAAACUGUUCAUAAAGUUGUUGGGGAUCUGACAUCAGGGAAUCAUUUCAAGGAUAAUGAGGACUACAGGGAGAAGAAACCUCAUUAUCAGAAGCGAAGAUCAAAACCUCAUCUACAUGAACUCCUCUUUGAGGACCAUGUUCCAAGGCUCCCUUUUGAAUUUUCAAAAACAGAAAUGUCUUUAAGGGAGCACAGAUUGGCAGGUGAUCACACAAAGAAGAGCCAAGAUUUUAGCUCACCUUUGUCAAAUGACUUUGCUCAAGAGACCCCUCUUUCAGAUUAUAGAGUUGUUGUUGGGUAUCUGAGGACAGUUGAACUUCCUGACUCAAAAAAUUUAUCAUUGGCAAGUCAAAAUGCUCUGAGUAGUUGUAAACGGUCAUUGCAUGUUACAUCUAAGAAAGUAACUAAGCACUUUUUAAUGACCAUAUCAAGAAAUGGAAUAAAAUUGAGCAGUUCACACUCAGAAAACUAUGCAACAUAUCCACUGAAACUCAUUAGCUAUACUUGUUCCUGUCCAGAAGAUGAUAAAUUAUUUGGCAUUGUUACAAGAAAGGAACUAAACUAUGACAAUUUAUCAUCUAGUCCUUAUGAAUCUAGGAACAAAGGGCAAAUGUAUGGAGAUGUGUGCUCAUGUCAUAUUUUUAUGCUUGAUCCGAUGCUAAGUUCUCAUUCUGCACAUAAGACUGAAGCUAAGAAAUUUGGAUUUUCCUGUCACCAGAUAACCAGAGAUGGAUUAUGUGAAGAAUUUCCUUUAAAUUCAUUGAUCAUUCUGGAGGAAAUAAAUUCAUUAUUUCAAGAGAUGUCUUUUGAUGAUGUUUCAUAUGACUCACCAGAUACGCUUUCCCCUGUCCAAAAGAAAUCUAGCAUCAAUGAGGAUUUUAAUGGACUUGAAGGUCUUACAUUAAAUGAAGACUUGCCGCAAUGGAGUCCUAAGUAUAUUGAGCAUAACAUGGAAAUAAAGCAUUUUGCAAGAUCGCCAUUUAGACAAAGAAAACCAAUUUCAGAAAAUCUUUUUGACAAUCCCAUGGAGCAAAUUUGUGUAAAGGCAGAUAGAGAGUUUCAUUCAGGACCAGAUUCCUUGGCAUCUCCAACCAUUGAAAAUCCGUUUGAGGUCGUGCAAGAUCCUAUUGCCGUCAUGCUGCCACACAGUACCAACGAAAGCAGCGGAGGGAAUGACAAAGGGAAAGAGACAGAACCGUCGUUAGAGCUGUUGCUGAAGUGUCCUGCCGGUCUGCAGAGUUUUGAGGAUUUUCUAAAAAAAGAACACAGUGAAGAGAAUAUUAUGUUUUGGAAAGAUGUUGAAAAUUUUCGGCUCAUUGAUGAUUCAGGAAAGCUGCGAAGGCGUGCUAAUGAGAUCUAUCACACUUACCUUGCUGGAGGAGCACCAGGUCUUGUCAAUGUUGAUCAAAAAGCCGUGAAAAAGGCGGAAGAAAAGCUGAUUAACCCGGACGCAAAUAUGUUCGAUUUGCAGCAACAGCAGAUUUUCAUGUUGAUGAAAUACGAUUGCUUUCCGCGCUUCCUCAAAUCAGAAUUUUACAAGCGAACGCCACUAAUACCAAAUUUCCAAGAACUUGACGAAGAUAUGGAAAAUAAGGAUAACAGAAAACGGAAGUCCCAAUGGUACUUGAAGAUAAUGAGUUCGUCAAGGGAUUCUGGGAUAAAAAACAAAAACGAGGCUGACGCUUCUGAACAAACUGAAAAGAAGAAAACUCUACUUGGCCUUUGGUCGAAAGGGAAAGGGCCUAAGGUUGACGGAAAGUCACGUGAUAAACCUGGAAAGCUUGGAAAAUUAAGAGCUCGUCAUGAUUCGCAGAGCUCUUUAAGCGACGGUAGCAGCAAACCUACCACGCCCAAUUUUACUGAAGAUCGAAAAAGAUUUGACCUUCCGAAGUCGCCGAGUGAGAUCAAAGAACUUGUUGGCUCGGAAGCGCCAUUUUGCCGUGUGAUCUUACCAAAUGGCUCGUCAAAUGUUGUCGUACUGGAAUCAGGUCAUCCGAUUAAACACGUGCUCCAAACGUGCUGUACCAGGCAAAAGCUACAGCUUUCGUCUUAUGAUAUUUUCGCAGGGGACGAAAGGAAGUCAGUUGAUUUGCAGAAAGACGCAAUGUUCUUUGCUGGCGAAGUUUUUCAAUUGGAAAGAAAGAUUCAAUUCAGGUUUGAUUUGCCAAACAAGCGAUCGGUGGCCGUUAUGGAUAGCCCGAGCAAAACUUUGUACGAUGUAAUUGAGCCAAUUAUGAGAAAAAAUGGAUAUGAAAUCGACAGAUAUAUCAUACACAUUACCAACAACAACAUUCAGCUUCCCCUGCAGACUGGUAUUGCAGCCAUUGAGAACAAGCAUCUUGUCACUAAAGAGAAAUCACAAGAAAAUGUUUCGUGGAAACCUCCCGUGGGUAACGCAGCUGACCUAAGGACGUCAUUUAGAAGAUUACGGCAGUCAAGUAAAGAUGAUAGCUCACUGAUGAUUCGGUCACGAAAUGAAGCAAAACCCGCAAGAACGCAGGAACGACGCGGGUCUUUGGAAGGGCGCCGAUCAUACUUCACCAGGCUAAAACAGGGGAUCAAAAACAAUACAAAUAUGCGAUCAAAAAGCAUUGAUCAAACUACUUUUGCUCUUAAUGCAGUAAAACAACAGCAAGAUGGUGAACAGGACCAAUCCAAGAAGAAUCAACCUAUUCCUUCACACAGUAGACAGCACUCCGCCCCUCUAUACGAUCGACCGUAUGACGCUUCCGAUACAGGCAGCUCUUCAUUUUUAGAUGACCUUCUGUCCGCCGGUGUGUAUGAUAAAAAUGGCCAUGAAUCAGACCCUCAUAAGUUCAGGCCAGCUUCUGAAGUAAUCUUUGCUCAAAAUGAAGAGAAAGAAUUUUUUGAUCGAAGGGCCAGUGUCCCCUUGGCUAGAAUCGUACGAGAUGACGGGGAACUAAAAGAUUUCUCCCGGAAAGGUGUUUCCAAUUCAGAUAUUUCUGCACUUUCCACACAUCUACAUCCACGUUCCAAAUUCGUUAAAAACAUGCACGCCACUUUGAAUGCUGCUGUGAGUGACCCAGAGCUGGCAGUACGACGAGGCAGGGCUAAAAACGUCAAAGCAUUAAAAGAAGAUGUAGGGCGACGUGGCAGCGAUGCAUCGAAUAACUCGAAUUCGCCGUCAAACAGUGCGCGCAAAUAUAGCGAGCGGAGGCCGCGAAGUGACGCUGAGAUAGGUCAAAACCGCCGGUUGUCGAAAAAUUUACUUUCUUGGCGAUCCCGGCAGAAUUCAUCGGAUUCUGUAACGAGCACAGCAACUGAAGAAACGGAUGCUGGGAAAUCGCGAAAGUUAAAGCGGGAUGACGUCAAACGAUAUUCGUCUCCUGAGCCUGUUAUUCUUAAAAAUUAUCCCCGAAGCCCACGUAACAAACAAAAGAAGCUCGAAAUGGCGGAUGCCGAAAUUGCUAUUGCGAAUUCACCCGUGUAUCUUGUUGAAGUUGGAAGUCGGCCUAAUGGCCAAAAGGAUCGGCCACAACCAAUUUCUGUCGCGGACGAAUCCGAUAUUCUUCGCGGACUUGACUUGGAGGAAAGUUACGAUAACGUAUCAACUCCUUCUUCGGCAAAAACUGAAGAAAGUACAAAUUCGCUGGACGAUUCUUUUGAAAAUGUACUCGACACAAUGAAUUGGAAAGAUAACGCUACAGAUGAAAGAAAAAAUGGAGAUCCUUCCUUAAAAUUACACGAACAAGGCGAUAAUUUAAACCGGACAGACACGUUAAAUGAUACUGGAAGCAAAAGUAAUGUCGCUGUUGUUAUCGAUGUUGUAGAUAGUGCAGGUACAGCCGAGGACGUUAAUCUUCCUGAUCCUGAUUAUGAGCACAAUGCAACCGUGACAGGGUCGGUUAAUGACGAGACACUGAUAAUGGAAGACAAGGAUACUGGCCUAGAUCUCUCUGGAUUAAUGGACAUGACAAAUGUGAAAAGGAACCGCAAAGGAGUAAAACCAAAGGGAGAGAAGGAACAGAAAGUAAAGGAAACAGCUAUAACAUUUGUCUAGUAACUAAUUUAUCUGUACAGAUAUUCUCAAGCGAGAAAUAGUUGGUCCUAAGUGGGCUGUAGGGGUAAGACCUUGAAUGGGUUUGUUCUAGGGUUUUCGUGAAGAGCACACGAUACACUGUGAAACGCUUGUUUGAUUUGGCUUUCGAAUAACCCUUUCUAAUUUAUUACCUUAAUACAGAAAAACUAGAGGAGCUUGGUAUUUUAACCGCACAAGUCAGAAAUGAGCUUAAUUGAAAGCAACUUAAUUUUCACCGUAACGUAUUUAAAUACAGCUUAUUUAACAAAUAUAGAAAGCAAUGAGAGAGAAAAGCGAUUUUUUACGAUUGUUUCAUAUUUCAUCAACUAGUUUUCUCGACUAAAAUGGAAACGAUGUACUCCUCCUCCUCGCCACGCUCCUCGUUUUCGCCACAGUUCUCGUUUUCGCCACAGUCCUCGUUCUGGCAAGUGUCAGUAUUUGACCCCAUGCUAGAAUUCUAUCCCUCAUUACUGUUGCACGGAUUUUGCAGCUUUCAAAAUACGAACAGUUUUUAUUUUGUGAUUGAUCUAUUUUUCUGUAUGCACGAUUUUCUCGUGACUGAAGGUCCUUUCAGUUUACGCAGUUAGCAAGGAUCUGAUUGACACGUGAUCUUGAAUUUAGCAAACUGUUUCCCGAAAGAUGUUUAAACCUUUCUAAAGCUGUACUCCGAAAUAUGACUUAGAAAGCUCAUUUUGUUUAAGAAGUUUUUUCGAGAUUAUUUUUCUCGUUCCCACCCCGUUCUUCCAUACUUUUCAAUCCUCACAUUUUGUUCUCAUAUCCUACUUCCAAGUUCUAAGUUUCAGAACCCUUUUUUUAAGUUUUUUACCAAUGACGUUGUUCAUAAAUUUUCUUUUGUCAAAAUUUUUUACCUGCGUUUUUUUAAUUUCUAACACCUGUUUUAAAGUAUUACAUUGUAUCAUUGUAAACAUGGUAUGUUUUUCAAAAGAAUGAUUGUUUAAUGACUGAGCAGGCUCUUACAUUAAUAUAUGAAUGCUAUAGAGAAUAAGACUUUUAGAAGGAGA
This is a messenger RNA of Rhopilema esculentum, 7981 nucleotides long. RefSeq names its product regulator of G protein signaling 12. Gene Ontology annotation, molecular function: GTPase activator activity; protein binding. Gene Ontology annotation, cellular component: nucleus; plasma membrane; cytoplasm. Lineage: Eukaryota; Metazoa; Cnidaria; Scyphozoa; Rhizostomeae; Rhizostomatidae. The record is from RefSeq and is a predicted model, not a curated record. Gene Ontology annotation, biological process: signal transduction; regulation of G protein-coupled receptor signaling pathway.